Mesocestoides corti is the source of this 1272-nucleotide messenger RNA. The record is from the annotation of a GenBank genome assembly. Lineage: Eukaryota; Metazoa; Platyhelminthes; Cestoda; Cyclophyllidea; Mesocestoididae.
AUGCAGACUUGCUUUAAGAAGUACUGGAAAACCCACAAAAAUCUCCAUUUGCUAGCAGAGGGCAAAUGUAUCUUUCCUCCAUCUGAGUACGAGAGUAUCUUUGACGGAUAUCACUUCACCGGCCCUCUCAGGCCGUCACAGAAAACUCCUUACAGGGCUGUACCGGCUCACAUUCGACGUCCUGACUAUGCCGAUACUGGUAUCCCUGUGUCGGAAAGAGAAGCUAAGAGCUCUCACUCUAUCAUUAGUCUUAAUGAUGAAGAGAUGGAAAGCAUGCGGGUGACUGGAAAGCUAGCACGAGAAGUCCUGGAUGUGGCAAUAGAGGCAGUCGAUAUUGGCGUUACAACUGACGAGAUUGACAGGAUUGUUCACGAGGCCUGCAUUGAGCGAGAAUGCUAUCCUUCGCCACUGAACUACUUCAAUUUCCCGAAGUCAUGCUGCACCUCGGUGAAUGAAGUUAUUUGUCACGGAAUUCCAGAUAAACGGCCUCUUGUCGAUGGAGAUAUACUUAACAUUGACAUAACAACAUACUUUGGUGGUUUCCAUGGCGACGUCAAUGAAACCGUUUUUGUCGGAACCCCCGACGAGACUUCGAUUCGUCUCGUCAAAACUACCUACAAUUGUCUCGCCAAAUCAAUGGAUGCAGACCAAGUCGACUUGCCAUCCACCACCACCACCACCUCCUCAUCCUCUUCUUCUUCCUCUCUCUCUCUCUCUCCCUCGCCUUUCAAAACAGUUCGUGUGGGUGUCAGGUACCGCGACAUGGGCGAUGUGAUCUCCCACCACGCCAACCUCGGGGGCUUCUCCGUGGUGCGAACCUACUGCGGUCACGGCGUACACCGCCUGUUCCACUGCCCGCCCAACGUACCCCACUACAGCGCCAACAAGGCGGUGGGCGUGAUGAAACCGGGCCACUGCUUCACCAUCGAGCCGAUGAUCAACGCAGGGAGCUGGCGUGAUGACGUGUGGCCGGACAAGUGGACCGCAGUCACCGUGGACGGACUUCGCUCGGCCCAAUUCGAGCACACCAUGGUGAUUGUGAAACGCGGCGAAGGCCUCGAAACGCCCGCCAUGCUGGAGGGCGGCCCGCCAUUGGAUGUUAUGACGGCGCGCCGUUUGAAAGGCGAAGACAAACUGGCCAAUGUGGACCUGCCGUCGGAGCAGAAGCUGCACUUUCUUCGCUACGGCCGGCCACACUUUGUGGAUCAGUUGCACGCCCUGAAAAUGGACGUUGCUAAGAUCCUGGACACGGCGGACACUCGAUCUGCCUAA